Molecule: messenger RNA, 1364 nt
Organism: Coniophora puteana RWD-64-598 SS2
Lineage: Eukaryota; Fungi; Basidiomycota; Agaricomycetes; Boletales; Coniophoraceae
Product: proliferating cell nuclear antigen
Exons: 6
Coding region: 69-1193 (374 amino acids)
Biological process (GO): regulation of DNA replication; translesion synthesis; mismatch repair
Cellular component (GO): PCNA complex
Molecular function (GO): DNA binding; DNA polymerase processivity factor activity
Source: RefSeq, a predicted model, not a curated record
ACGCGUCUCCCCGCCUCCCGCCUCUCCCAUCUUCACGUCGCGCUCUCCCUCUUCACCGAUCACCCACCAUGCUUGAAGCCAGACUCCGCGAAGCUGCCCUGCUCAAGCGUCUUCUCGACUCCAUCAAGGAACUCGUCACAGACGCCAACUUCGAGUGCAACGAAGAAGGAAUCUCCCUGCAAGCGAUGGACAACUCGCACGUCGCCCUCGUCUCAGUCAAGCUCGACGCGCUCGGCUUCCAGCGCUACCGCUGCGACCGCCCUAUCCCGCUCGGCGUCAACCUCGCCUCGCUCACCAAGGUCCUCAAGUGCGCAAAGGACGAUGAUAUCUGCGUCGUCAAGUGCUCCGACGACGCCGACGUGCUCAACCUCACAUACGAGGCGCGCAGCUCAGACCGCAUCGCCGAAUACGACCUCAAACUCAUGGACAUCGACUCGGACACACUCGGCAUCCCAGACACCGAAUACGACGCGCGCGUGACGAUGCCCGCGUCCGAGUUCACGCGCAUCGUGCGCGACCUCUCGCAGCUCGGCGAGUCCGUCCGCAUCGAGGUCUCCAAGGAGGGCGUGCGCUUCGCCUCCGACGGCGAGGCCGCCAACGGCAACGUUCUUCUCAAGCAGACUGAGUCUGCGAGGGAGAAGUAUAAGGAUUAUGGGAAGGACCAGGAGGAGCCUGAGCCGAAGGAGGAGGGGGAUGAUGAUGAUGAUGAGCCGAAGGAGGAGGACGAUGAGGAUAGGGAGGAGGGGAGCAGUAAGGGGAAGAAGAAGGUCAAGAAGGAGAAGGUGGGGGGUAAGGUGAAGAAAGAAGCUGCAGAUGAUGUCGAUAUGGACGAUGCAGACGAGGACGAGGAUAAGGAGAAAUCGGACGACGGGGAGGAGGAGAAGGACUCGGAUGACGAGGACUCCUCAUCCAAGAAGCGCAAGCGGCCUACAACCAACGGCAAGCCCGCAAAGAAAGCCAAGAAGGGCGAGCAGGGCGGCGCCCCCGCGGACGACGGCGGCGUGUUCAUCGAGAUGAACCAGCACGUCGCGCUCACCUUCUCGCUCAAGUAUCUCGUCAAUUUCUCCAAGAGCCAGACCCUCUCCAACACCGUCCAGCUCAUGAUGAGCAGCGAUGUGCCAUUACUCUGCUCGUACAAAUUCGGCCAGGGCGAGAUCAAGUACUACCUCGCGCCUAAGAUCGGCGAAGAGUAAAGCUAGCAAAGGGGAAUCGACAAAAAGGAGGGCCGUGGUUUGUUCUCGUGCAUCUUGAAUUUUUUUCUUCCCAUCUCUCGUCUCGUCUCAUCUCGUCCUUGUUCUCAGCCAGAGUCAUACGUAUAUCUGUAUCUAUCGACCGUUUAUCGCGCAAUUAUAAUUGACGUUCAC